CCCAAUCACCGGUAGUAAGAUGGUGGCCGUCAAAAUGCAGUUUAGUGUGUGGUCUGUUUUGUUGUUUAACAUUUUGUACAAUUUUUCCUCCGCCUUAUAUUUUCACAUAGGGGAGACAGAAAAGAAAUGCUUUAUAGAGGAGAUCCCCGAUGAAACCAUGAUCAUAGGGAACUAUCGGACACAGCUGUAUGACAAACAGAAGGAAGAGUACUUGCCUGCCACACAAGGACUCGGAAUGUUUGUUGAAGUGAAAGAUCCUGAUGAGAAGGUGAUCUUGUCUCGUCAGUACGGUUCGGAGGGCCGAUUCACGUUCACUUCCCACACCCCAGGAGAACAUCAGAUCUGCCUACACUCCAACUCGUCCAAGUUUGCACUCUUUGCUGGGGGAAUGUUGAGGGUUCAUCUGGACAUCCAGGUUGGGGAGCAUACCAACAAUUAUGCCGAAAUCGCAGCCAAAGACAAGCUGACAGAGCUGCAGCUUAGGGUGCGACAGCUUGUCGAACAGGUUGACCAGAUUCAGAAGGAGCAGAACUACCAGAGGUACCGUGAAGAACGCUUCAGGCAGACCAGCGAGAGCACCAACCAGAGGGUCCUGUGGUGGUCCAUCGUGCAGACGCUCAUCCUCGUGGCCAUCGGCUUCUGGCAGAUGAGGCAUCUCAAGAGCUUCUUUGAGGCCAAGAAACUAGUCUAGAAUGCACUCUUAUUUAUUUAUGCAUUUUCAGUUCAUGCAGUAUAAGGAAACAUCACUCAGCACAUGUCACAAUCUCAAAGAUCUGGACUGGCAAAAUUACCUUAAUAUUGUUCCAACAUUGCAUUUCCCCUCCUCCCUCACAGUUUUUCUUUGGAGUUUAUUUUUUACCUUUUUGUUGUACAGUAAAAAUACCCUUGAUUACCAAUUAAAGUCACAACAUACUUGUUCAGCUUGAAUUUUAAAAGCUGUGAUAAAUCCCCCCUUUUUUGUAAUAGGUUACCCUGUAUUGUGUUUUAUUUUGGGCAGGGCAUGGUUUUAGCCACUGAUUUGGUCUUAGUUUUCUGCCUCUGUUUUGCUUUUGAGAUUGUCUGUUUGGCUAUGAUACUCUUCAGCAGGCUCAUUAAUGUAAAGGUUAGUUGCACUUCUCACUUUUUUCUUUGUAAAUCACAAAAACCACUUGAAAAUUUCUGAUGUAAUUCAACAGGUAAAGAAUACAUACACCUAUCAUUAAUCAAGGUAGGUCAGUGUGAGUCUUCUAAAAUGACAAUAAAGUAAGUUCAAACACCACUGAUAGUUAUUUUUAAACAUUACACAAUCAUUUACUGACCCCUUCUUACAGCAUAGUGCUGUGUUAGACAUGAUCAGCUCAUUUUUAGUCUGUAUUGUGAAAUUUGCUCUUGGUAGAACUUGACCAAUUCAUGCGGCAAAUGGGAUUUUUAUAACAUCCAAAAGGCUUAUUUUAACAAAAUAUUAAAUGUGUAACAUACUUCCAGUGAUUAAUUUGAUGUGCUUUGUACUGUGAUAUUAAACCAGUGUGCUACCGAUCUAAGUCCUAGAUGGUCAGACAUAAACUUGUUAAUAGCAAUGUUGACAGAGUGACCUUUCAGGGCUUGAUCAUGGAAAAUCCUACUAGCCAGAUGUGAAGCAGGAAAUUGUGCCAUCUGUUACAGUUGCUGUGUUUUUGUUUGCUUUAUAUACCAUGAAUUAUGUAUACAGUCUUUGACAAUUGGAAGACCUAGUUACUGUCACUUGAACCAAACCUGUAUGGUAGUUGGUUGGGUAAUAUGCCGGUGUCCUUUUGGGUUGUGAAAUUGUGGUGGGAGUAUGCAUUAGGGACACGUUUUACAACGUGAAUCUCAAUCAUUUAUGUUCUAAUUGGAAUAAAACCCAGGUCAGGUAAUUUUCCUUAUGGUGCAGAAAAUGUGCAUUUCCGUCUGAUUGGCCCAUAUUGGCAAUUUUAUAGAGUCUUUGGGCAAAGCAAUAUACUGAAGUGUCCAAAGAGGCAACCAUCUUGCCCAUUCCAUUCUUAAUGGCAAAUCUGUUAGGUUGUAGGUGUACAUACCAACAUUAAUAGAUAAUGUGUAAGCCCUCCAAUCUGUGUAGUAACUUUUCAGGCAAAUGGCUCUGGUUAGAAUAUCUACAUGUGCAUGGUUUAACUGGGUUAGAAGUUUGAGUAGAACUUACAACAGUUAAGUGAUCUUGAGAAUGAAGAAUACCACAUACUGCAUUUCCUCCUAUCCAGGAUUUCUUGGCACUGUAAAAUGUUAACAUUUUUGUUUUAAAUUUAAAAAAGGAAUUGAAUGUAUGUAUGCUACUGUAAAGGACAAUGGGAUUUGAGCAUUAUGUGUUGUAAAUGUUUUCCUAACAUUUCCAAAAACAUAGUGGGUCCUGAUCACAGUACUUUAAAGUCAUUUGCUGAUUAUUUUUGCUGAGGCACAUCUGAGGAAUCAGAUCCCUGUGUUUCGUCUCGGUAUUGCGCAACCACAAAAUUUCUCUGGUUAAUCAUCAUAGCAAAUGCUCUGUUGUAGACUUUCAUUCAUUCAUUUAGUGUGCCAUUUUCUUUUUGCAUUUGUAUUAUUGAGAAGAGUCUGGCUAAUCAGUCUUUUAUAUUUUGAAUUUGAUCUGUUUUUAAUGAAUAAGAAGUAACAGUGAAAAAUGGGUGAAGGUUUUGCGUUUCAAUGUUUCUUGGGUUAUUAAGGGUGUUCAAAUCUGGAUGCAAAUCUUUAAGAAUUC
Megalops cyprinoides (Indo-Pacific tarpon) is the source of this 2704-nucleotide messenger RNA. It is a transcript of the gene tmed9, whose product is annotated as transmembrane p24 trafficking protein 9. The coding region runs from base 20 to 691 and encodes 223 amino acids. Gene Ontology annotation, cellular component: Golgi apparatus; COPII-coated ER to Golgi transport vesicle; endoplasmic reticulum. The transcript has 5 exons. NCBI's taxonomy places the organism in Eukaryota, Metazoa, Chordata, Actinopteri, Elopiformes, Megalopidae. Gene Ontology annotation, biological process: Golgi organization; COPI coating of Golgi vesicle; endoplasmic reticulum to Golgi vesicle-mediated transport. The record is from RefSeq and is a predicted model, not a curated record.